GACCCCCAGAUUGAGAGAGUUUUGAGGAGGCAGAUCCAAGAAGAACGCAACCAAUGGAUCGCGGAGGUGGGGAUUGGCAGAGCUGUUUGCCGAUUCGUUGACUCGCUGGCACGGUCGCUCGGGUUCGGGUUCGGGUCGUAUCGUCGAAUGCUCCCUCUCUCAGUUCGUCUCGCGAUCGCGCGCUUAGAGGGAUGAACGCUGUUGCCGUUCGCUUCCUUCCGCGAACCAAAAUCCAGUGUCAGUGUCGAGCAAACAUGUAACCCACGAUUACGAUCGUCGGAGUAAUCGGGACACGAUCGACCCUCGAAGAUCACGAAUUAAUAGAAUCGAUCGAAUCGAUAUCGAAUGCAGUAUUACUGUUUAAACAAACUAGUGAUAAAGUAAUCGCCAAGUAAUCCGCGCGAUUCUGAUCAGUCCUCGCGCGACAUGUGACGCGUGUGCUCGACACCGGCUGAUCUGUCGUUCCUGUAAGCUACCCUGCUACCCGUGGUGCUGUUGUGGUUUGAUCGAGAAGUGACGGAAAAAAGAAGAAUCCUGUGUUCCUGUUCUUGGAGGGAACAGAACGAGAGUGUUUGAUGCGACGAGAUGGGCAGCGAGGCAGAGACGGAGGCCACGGGUGCCAACGUGGAUUCGGACGAGUCCGAUAGUUGGGAGAAGUUUUUCGGCUCGAGCACGGACCUGGUACCUCAAAUGCUGGGUAUGUACGACGAGCUCUCGCGUCGCGGUAAUGGAUACGAUCAUGUAGUCCUGCCACCAGAGCUUCAGAAACGAUUCAGCCUGGUGUCCCAAUCUCAUCGGGGCUCCAUAUUCGAUCAGUUCUGUCCGGAGAUAACGAAGACCCAGCCGGAGGACGCGAUGAACGAUCAACGAGGUACGGAGAGCAACAUGAACUUCGUGGUCGAGCUGAUCGGGCGAGAGAAGGAGGACAACGUUUACGAGACGGUGAACGGCCAGCAGGAGGAUCGAAACGACUGCGCGAUCGUGGAGAAGCCAUAUCGUCGAGAGAGCAACGGACUGACGCCAUUGAGGUACAACAGACGAUGCAGAAACGCCGGCAGACCUCUGUCUGGAAGCUCGGUGGCGUCCAGCACCUCUUCCAGUGGAUGCAGCAAUCAAGGGAACGCGUGCAACGUCAAUCCUUAUUUGGCGUCCGUCGAGUCCCUGGCCGACACUUGCGCCAGUUCUCAAGGUUCCGGGGACAGCGGAGUGGUGACGGUUUCAGAGACGAACUGCAGAAUCGGAAACGAUGGCAGCGGUCAACGACGAAACAGCACGGAUAACGAUUCGCCAUUCUACAGGCCGCGUUACUGUGAUCCCCAUCGAAAUCCCAUGGAAAGGGUGCUCCUUGAAAUAGUCGACACAGAAGCGAAAUACGUGGAGCAUUUACGACAAAUUAUCCAAGGUUACCUUAUAUGUUGGAGAAACGAUCAGGCAUCGUUUGCGCAUCGAAUGCAACUGAGUGACUUAUUUAGUAAUAUCGAGGAUAUCUUCGAGUUCAACAGAGAGUUCCUUAAAGAAAUAGAGAAGUGUGGCUUGGAUCCUGUUUGCAUGGCAAACACAUUUAUAAAGCACAAUUCAGGAUUCAAAGUGUACACCGAGUACUGCACCAAUUACCCGAGGACAGUUUCUGUUUUGACGGAUUUAAUGAGUCGAGAAGAGACUGCGAACGCAUUUCGGGAAAGGCAAGCGGCUUUGGGACACGCGUUACCCCUUGGAUCGUUUCUUCUCAAGCCGGUUCAGAGGAUUCUCAAGUACCAUUUGCUUCUGGAGAACUUGUCGAAGGAGUACGGAGCGGACUGCGAGUCGAGAGAAAAUGAGGCUGAAGGUAGGAAAGCGAUCGAAGCGGCGUUAGCAGCGAUGACUGGCAUUGCGAAGCAUAUUAACGCUAUGAAACGAAGACAUGAGCACGCGGUGCGUGUUCAAGAGAUUCAGUCGCUCCUGUAUGGUUGGCCCGGUCCAGAUUUAACCACAAGCGGCGAACUAGUGGCGGAAGGACGAUUCAGAAUGUUGAGGGCGAAAGCUCCUAGGCAUGCUUUCUUGUUCGACCGUAUGCUUCUUCUUACCAAGAAGAAGGAGGAUGGACUUCUAGUCUACAAGACUCACAUCAUGUGUUCAAACUUAAUGCUGAUCGAAAGCAUAACAGGAGAACCAUUCAGCUUCCAUGUUAUUCCCUUCGACAAUCCUCGACUGCAAUACACCUUACAGGCGCGAAACUUAGAACAGAAGAGAGAAUGGACUUUCCAGAUAAAAAGGGUGAUUCUCGAAAACUACAACGCCGUCAUACCUUUCCACGCUAGACAGUUGGUCUUGCAAUUAGGCCAGACGCAACCCGAGGAUGACGCACUGGCAGACAGAGGAUCGGGGAAGAGGCAGUACGCUGCACCUCCGGAGUAUUUAGAGAAGCGUAAACAAGAGAAAGAAAGACGAAGGUCUGAAACUGGACUUAGGCAGAAGUUGAAGAAAAGUGGCAGAAAGUCUGAGACUACAACUGAGGAUUCUCCAGCAUCGCCAAGAAAAAACCAGAACGAGGAUUCGAGCAUAAACGAUUCCAGAGAACAGGGUCUUAGAGCUUCAGAUGGACGGGGAUCGAAAGUCAAGGAUCGCUUCACCGGUUGGAGAAGGAAGUCAGAGCCAGGUUUCCAGUCAUACGUCUGUCUUAAUCACUCCGACGAGGAGCAAAAGGAAGACAUAGGUGACACGGGAUCAGCCACAGUCGAAACAGAGUGCGCUAUAAUCGAGAACGAAAAGCAGCGAACGAACAGCAUACCGAACGUCAGACAGCAGCAACGUUUUACCAAGCACCGAUCCGCCGAUACGUCCGACGAAAGUGACUCUGAGAACGCCAACUACAACACCGACACCUCCAAGAACAACAGGAUGGCGCGUCUUCGCGCUGCCCAACACGACAAACGCGUGAGAGCGAACAACACCUUGAACUCGUUGUCCUCUUCGCGGGACCAUCAGCCGAAGCUGCAGCCAUUUUACGAUAACCUCACGAAACACGAGAACAACAAAUCAGCUGAAAGUAGCUCAAAGAAUAAAAUUAACCACAUUCAGGAAAAGAAAGCCUUGUUCGAAGGCGUGAAAAGGCCGAGUAUCUUCACGGAAAGCAAGAUCAUCAAGACCGCCCUGAGGAUAAGAGAGAAUUCGACCUCCAGAAGCGAGGAAGUAGCUGAGACGUCAGUCUUAAAGGAAACCGAGGUCCCAAACGCAAAGAACGAUAAGAGGACAGAUCUAGAGCAAUCCGAUUCAGGACAGAGAACGAAUGACCAGGAGGUCACGGAACCUAGCAAAGGCUUCGGUAACUAUGAUAAUUUGCAACACGUUUGGGUGGGCCUGCAAGAAAAGGAAGACUUGGGGAACGACAGUCCGACUCUUCCAGUGGUGUGGCUGACGAAACGCUGCGAGGGACUGCCCACGUCCCCCCAAAAGUGUGGCUCCCUUCCGCGCAGUUUUCAGAUCAAUCCUAACUGUACUCAAAACGUGACCAAAUCACGAUUCUUGCAGAGGGACGGAAAACCGAUGAGCGAAAGGCCUUUCACGAUAGCCUCAGACAAGCCAGCGGAGAUAAAUCUGGAGGACAUGGAGCGAUACGCGUCGUCGUGCCAGCCGCAAGGAAGAAUUGCUAUGUUCCCGACUACCGUUUCGGGGUCCUCAACUUUCUUCUGUUCCCUGGAUGACACGCUGACGGACGCCUACUCUGAGCUCCACGUGUCCUCCACGACCGCGAACAUACACCCUGAUCACAAGAUUUACAGGGCGAACGCGACUGGUAGCGCCACCUUAUUCAAGAACGUCCUCUCGAGGGCUGGUAACCGUCUGCAGGGUCUGAGGAACACGAUGAGCACGGAGACUCUGGAGUGCAGCGAGGAGAUAGAACGUACCAAAUAUUUUCGUUCCCUGAGCACAGGUAAGUUAAAGAAGAAGGGCAAAUUGAAGCACUCCAGGGAGUCCUCGUCGGACGUUGAAGAGCUGAUCGGCUGCACCGCCAGGGUCUCAGACCCGAGAGUCCCUUCGCUUUACUACAAGCAAGGGAGCUCGGGUUUGGGUGCUCGUAUCGCUCAGUCGGACUACGCUGACCCUACUAUACUGUUCUCCGAGUCGAAACGAGCAGGUCAGCCGGCGAGCAACGUCGCUAAAGCGACACCAGAGAAGGAGAACGAGGAAAGCCUGGAGAACAGAGAGAGCGAAACGGAUAGCUUCUACGAGAAGUCGUUUGAGACGAUCGAGAACUACGUGGACGCAGACGUUGAUGAUAUGUUUAGGGACAGUGCAAUAUUCAGCGACAUAGAGGACGUUCUAGUGAUCAGACCAUUUUCGAAUCAGAGCGCCGAGGAGGCCCUUGUGUCGAGGCCACUUUCGAAUCACGACACGGAGGAGUCUUUCAAGAGCAAAGUUGCUCCACCGGUUCCCGCGAAGAAAAGAGCAGAGUCGAUGGGUUUGGUGAAUUCUGUGACGACGAAAUACAGGCCUAGCGUUGCUCAGAAGCCUGACUACUUAAAGGCUAAGUCUUUGUUUUUGAAGGGACAGCAGGAGUUGGACUGUAAGGUUUCGAGAAAGUCACCUGUGGCUGAGUGGGAGGCGUAUCGAUAUCCUAAGGUUAGUUUGCUGAGUAACGGGGUGGGGAAGGGCGGUGAGGAUAGGGACGACGUGUCCGCGGGACAGAGCCAAGCUGGCUGGGUGAUGAAGAUCGUUGGACAGCUCCAGGGCCACGUUGAAACGUAAUUUAUACCAAUGAAAGUGUACAAAUUCUGUGAGAUUGAACCAAGAAUGUACGAAUUUCACGUUUGUUGAUGUUCUUGAGGGCUUUUCUUCCCAAAGGUAUGGGUUCUGAAAGAAUUUAAAGGGUCUAAAUCAACGUCCGGAUCAAUAGUACUCGGUAGAGGUGUGCGAUUUGGAGCCAAUGAUUGUCUUUCAGUGAUCGGCAAAGUACAACGUUUGAGAUUAUAUUUUAUUAGUACAACGGAAGGCGGCAAUAGUGAUAGAAGAUAACGGAAACAAAGAAGGAUACGCAGAGAGUAACAUUGAUCUAGUUGAAAUUCAAAUACUGUAAUUGAAAGCAUAAUAUGUACAUAACGAACUUCUCCGUGUGGAAGCACGUAAUACUAUGCAUUUAAUAUGUGCCGUUCACUUUAAUGAUAGUCUUUAAACAAGAUUAAUAUCGAACGUUUCGACAGAAAAGUAUUAAACUCUUGUUAUGUACACAUUGCGUUUCCCUUUAUACUAUUUGUGCCUUACACGAACUAUUUUCCAGGCAAAUAUGAAGUUCUGGUGUGAAGUACACGUAGGAUGUACAACAUUGAAACAAAUACUGCCGUAUAAUUUGUCAUAUCAUGUAAAUUAGUGGUAAAUAGAAAAAAUGCUGUAAGUGAUAAUUUCAUCUAACCGUAUGCCGUAUUUAAUCCGUGUUAUACAUCGAUUUUAUGGCCAUAAUACAGGGUAAUCGAAUUUUUAUUAAUCGAAAGACGACUACGAAGGACUAUUAUAAAGUCAUGUCGACAAAACAUUAUCGACGACCCUGUAUUGUUCAAAAAUUCUACGAAGAGAAUAUUUCUUGUUUUUAACUUUAACAUCGUCGAUGAAACCGUUGUAAAUCAAUAUGCAUAUCGACUGAAUAUUGUAAGUGUUCGAUAAACAUACAGUAACUCGUUAGGAUUCAAAUUCUUUUAUUCCCGAAUAAGAAACGAAGUUCAUUCAAAUAGGAGAGCAAAUUUUUAUUUUUUAUUUAUAUUUGUUGAACCUAACGGGUUAGCUAUUGUCUGACGCAAAAAGAACACUCAUGGUAUAUUAAAACAGUAUGUAGAUAACAAUGGAUUAACGAUACGAAUGAGUGUGAGAUUUACUUGCAAUUACACUAUGCAGAGAAGUUAGUAUUUUUGCAAUAAAUCAAUCUAGUUAUUGUCAGUA
Molecule: messenger RNA, 5907 nt
Organism: Hylaeus anthracinus
Lineage: Eukaryota; Metazoa; Arthropoda; Insecta; Hymenoptera; Colletidae
Gene: GEFmeso
Product: pleckstrin homology domain-containing family G member 3
Exons: 12
Coding region: 586-4725 (1379 amino acids)
Molecular function (GO): guanyl-nucleotide exchange factor activity
Source: RefSeq, a predicted model, not a curated record